AUGGUUGAAGCCGCUGUGGGGAGGAGGCAAGUCGACGAAGCUCUCCUCAACUUUGUGAAGAAGAUUCGGGGAGUGGAUCUGAACUUCGACGCGAUGGAGGAGAAGCUCGCGGCUAAGCUGGCGAAGAGUAUCGCGGAUGGGGAUGCGAUUGACGAAGUUGUUAUCGAUGAUGAUGACUUCGCUCCGCCUAACAGCCUUAAACGGCUGGUGCUGCCGGGAUCUCCUUCUCGUCGAGAUGGUGGUGGUGCGGAUCCGGGUGCGGGACCCUCUACUUCUGGGGCCAAGUCUGCUUAG
Messenger RNA from Microthlaspi erraticum, 294 nucleotides. Lineage: Eukaryota; Viridiplantae; Streptophyta; Magnoliopsida; Brassicales; Brassicaceae. The record is from the annotation of a GenBank genome assembly.